Messenger RNA from Cuscuta epithymum, 3534 nucleotides. NCBI's taxonomy places the organism in Eukaryota, Viridiplantae, Streptophyta, Magnoliopsida, Solanales, Convolvulaceae. The record is from the annotation of a GenBank genome assembly.
GUUUGAUAAAAAUUUGAUAUAUAAAGUAAAAGAUUAAGAGUAAUUUGAGUUGACCAUGUGAAUAGUAACUAUGAAGAUAAUUUUGGGACGGAGGGAGUACUUUAUACUACUCAUAUCUAUAUACUACUCCCUCCGUCCCCCUAAGUUUGGGACGGAGGGGUGUGGUGUGGUUUUUAAGAAAAAGUGGAAUUGUGUGGUUGGUAUUGAAUUGAUAAAGUGUAAAUAAAGUAAGAAUGAAUUCUAACCACUCAAAUGUUACCAAAUAUGGUAUGGGACAAACUUAGUGGGACGGACGAAAAAGGUAAAACGGGACAAACUUAGGGGGACGGAGGGAGUAUUGUUUUAAAAUAGGGGAAUAGUUUGCAUAGUAUUCCACCCCUAUCAUUGAAGUACUCCACAAAGAAACAACCCAACUUUAUCUUUUGCUUUUAUGUUUGCCUUCUUUUUUAGUGUCUGACUCAUUCUUUAUCAAGGACUUUUACUUUUUCACUUUUUUAGUUUUUUAUGCUCAGACAAUGCAACCUUCUUCACCAAGAUUUUUGUGUUUUUGAUGAUAAUGCCUUUAAAAUUGUAAAUACUGUGGUAAAAAAUGUACUAUUGAUGCAUUUUAAAAAUGUGACCCUCAACUGUUAAUAAUGCCUUUAUAAGCUUCUGUACUAAGUAAGAGGGAUUAAUGUGACAUAUAUAUAAAUGUUCCUUCCUUAUCGCUUUCUUCAUAUAUGACAGGCUAUAAAUCCUAUAUUAAAACUUAAUUGACUAAAUACAGGAAUAUUUCUCUCAUCUCAAUAAAACAAAUAGUAAUACACUAAAGAAUGUUUUUUCAAUACCUUUAUAGCAUACAAUAUCUAAGUCUUCUUAGUCUUGAAGUUUAAAAGCUUUUGGUUUCAUUAUUUCAUUGGGAUUACCGCUCCAGCUUUCCAACAACUUAAUUAAUUACGUAUCAAGAUUUCAUUUCAAAGUUAUAUUUGAAGAGGUAUAGUGGUGACUACUUUUAAGGGCUUUAGUGUUAUUCCUUUAAGUUUACACUUGUAUAUAGAGAAUUGAAAUUCACUCCUUAGAAUAUGGUAAAGGUGUGAACUAUUUCCCCUUUUGUUUUCUUUGCCUAAUUCAAGUAUUUCCAGACACAAUAUUGUGCGUUAAUGCAUCCUUCUUCUUUCUAUCCAUACAGGGAGGUUCCUCUUAGAAGAAGAAUCAACAUUAAGAAAAACUCAAUGGGAAUCAAAAUCUCAGUAUCACGCAUUGCUCUUAUUUUCAUCUCUCUAGCAGUUCUUCCUCGGAUUUCUGCACUUCUGGAAUCUGAUGGAAAUGCUCUACUAGAGUUUGCUUCUGCUGUUCCACAUGUCAGGAAGCUCAACUGGAAUUCUUCCACCCUGAUCUGCAGUUAUUGGGCUGGCAUAAAAUGUAACAGACAUGGAACAAGAGUUAUAGGUAUCCAUCUUCCAGGUGUUGGGUUUUUCGGUCAAAUUCCAGAAAAGACCAUAGGAAAGAUGGAUGCUCUUAGGGUUCUUAGCUUGAGAGGAAACCAUUUAAGUGGACCUCUUCCUUCUGAUAUCCUCUCCAUCCCUACCCUUCAAACUGUUUACCUUCAAGAUAACAACUUUACUGGACAAAUACCCAUCUCUCUCUCUCCCAGACUUGUUAUAAUAGAUCUUUCUAGCAAUUCUUUUUCUGGGGACAUUCCCGCCAGUAUCAAGAAUUUGACACAUUUAUCUGUUCUUAAGCUUCAGAACAAUUUCAUAUCUGGAUCCCUCCCAAAUCUUGAAUCUUCAAAGCUUAACUUCUUGAAUGUGAGUCAUAACAUGUUAAACGGGUCGAUACCGGAUUCCUUCCAGAACUUUCCAGCUGCUUCAUUUCUGGGUAAUUCUCAUCUUUGCGGGAAACCACUCCCACAGUGCUCUACAGGAAUAGUGAAAGAAAAAGAUUCAAUUUUGAAGAAGAAGAAACUCAGUGUAGGGACUGUGAUCGCCAUUGUUAUAGGCGUGUGUUCAUUUCUGACUUUCUUGGGAUUGAUGAUCUCAUUCUUCUGUUUGAAGAAGAAAGUCUCUGAUGGGAGUGAUGGUAAAGAGAAGGUUGCUUAUGGUGGGAAGAGUGAGAAGCCAGAGGAUUUCGGAAGUGGGGUCCAGGAUGCAGAUAAGAACAAACUUGUGUUCUUUGAAGGAUGUUCUUACAGCUUUGACCUUGAAGAUCUGUUAAGGGCUUCUGCUGAAAUUCUUGGGAAGGGUAGUUAUGGAACAGCGUACAAGGCUUGUUUGGAUGAGUCAACAAUGGUGGUGGUUAAAAGGUUGAAGGAAGUUGGAGCUGGGAAGAGAGAGUUUGAACAACACAUGGAGUUUCUGGGAAGGAUUUCACGCCACCCAAACUUGGCCUCUCCCCAGGCUUAUUACUAUUCAAAGGAUGAGAAGCUUGUUGUUCAUGAGUACAUGCCAGUUGGCAGCUUGUUUGAAGCUCUUCACGGGAACACCAGCAUGGACAGAACUCCACUUGACUGGAAAUCUAGACUGAACAUAGCAUUAGGAACAGCAAAAGGAAUCGCACACAUCCACUCCCAAGGCGGCGUCAGAUUCACCCACGGCAACAUCAAAUCCUCCAACAUCCUCCUCACCACCACCCUCGAAGCCGCCGUCUCUGACUUCGGGUUGAGCCCUCUCAUGAACUACAUUGCCGUCAAACACCGGGGGCCCGGUUACCGGUCGCCUGAAAUGAUCGAGACCCGAAAAAUCACCCAGAAAUCAGACGUGUACAGCUUCGGCGUCCUCCUUCUCGAGAUGCUGACGGGGAAAUCGCCAGUGCCGACUGGGCGCGACGACGUGGUAGAUUUGCCACGAUGGGUCCGGUCCGUCGUCCGGGAGGAGUGGACGGCGGAGGUUUUCGACGUGGCGUUGAUGAAGUACGAGAAUGUAGAGGAGGAGAUGGUGCAGAUGCUUCAGGUUGCUCUGACAUGUGUGGGGAAGGGGCAGGAUGCGAGGCCCACCAUGGAUGAAGUCGUUAGGAUGAUUGAGGAUGUUUGUCAGCCGCCGGAGGAGGGAAGUCAACCGUCCUCCGGCGACCGGUCUAGAUGCUCCAUUGCACCAACUCCGGAGUGAUACAAAUUUCAAAGGUUGUUUGGUCACGAAAAAAUGGAGGCGAGGACGAUGGACUUUUGUGUUAUUAAUUAAUUAAUUUAUUUCUCCACCACCCUCUGAAAUGUUCUGACCCAAACAAGGUCUUCAGAUUUGGCUCCAUAAACAGAUAAAACGAAAAAUGAGUUCUUGUUUUUGGUUUUGACCAAACAGAGCUUCAGUUUCAGUGCUCUUUGAUUAAGAAUUGGUUUAUCUGUUCCUGGAGCCAAAUGUUAAUGUUGUUUAACCUUUUGGCCUAUAUUGAUGGCUUACUAUACUCAAUUCUUUUCAUCAAGCAGAUCCACUGUAAACUUAGGUUGAUGAUUACUAAAUAUAGUCUACUUUUUAGCACAAACAGGAUUUUUGUUCAAUCAUCUUAUGAUAACAAAAGGGGUCAUGAUACUUCAGAUUUUGCCAACCCAUCAUUGUAAAAGGC